AAAUAAUUAAAAGGGAAUGCUCCAAAAUGGGGUUGAUUAAUUUUGGUUCUGUACUAAACCUAUUCAUGGUAGGUUUUUUUUGGGGCGUUACAAAUCCAUUUUUAAAAAGAGGCACAGCUGGUGUUUCUAAUAUCCAUGAUGACAAUAGAUUUUUAAAAAUGAUAAAGGAAAUACUGUUUCUGGCAACGAAUUGGAAGUACAUGACACCAUUUCUGAUUAAUCAAUGUGGAUCAAUCCUAUAUUUCAUUUCCUUGAAAGAUUCAGAUUUAACAUUGGCAGUACCCAUUUGCAAUUCAUUGGCAUUUGUGUGGACUGCUGUUGUUGGAUGGUGGCUUGGCGAAGAAAUCCCAAAUAGAGCUUCUCAGGUUGGCAUGAUGAUGAUUGCUUUUGGAAUAUGCUGCUACCUGAUGGCAUAGAAAAUGGAGUUUCAUAGAAAGGCAUGUUCCGUAUUCAUUC
Messenger RNA from Nezara viridula (southern green stink bug), 456 nucleotides. NCBI's taxonomy places the organism in Eukaryota, Metazoa, Arthropoda, Insecta, Hemiptera, Pentatomidae. The record is from the annotation of a GenBank genome assembly.